This is a messenger RNA of Magallana angulata, 851 nucleotides long. Its product is annotated as short-chain collagen C4-like. The transcript has 6 exons. NCBI's taxonomy places the organism in Eukaryota, Metazoa, Mollusca, Bivalvia, Ostreida, Ostreidae. Bases 152 to 787 code for a protein of 211 amino acids. The record is from RefSeq and is a predicted model, not a curated record.
GAAAAUAAACACUGCUGUCAGUGUUGAUACUAUAUAAGUCGAAUAUCUGGCUACAAACGCUGUAGAGACAAGAUUGGAGAGAGAAUCAUUUUCUUGUGACACGAUUUGGAAGAAGAAGUUCGAAGAAGUUUGUUUGGUGAUUCAAUUCACAAUGUUUUCAAAGAUGGCAGGCUAUGUUUUCUUCAUACUGAUGAAUGUUGUAAUGCAAAUGAAAUUGAGUGCCGGAUGUGAUAAUAGUGGAAAUAGCGUUGUAUACACACGAUGGGGAAAGAAAAGCUGCAACUCUAGACAUGAACUUGUCCAUUCAGGUUAUGUCGGAGGAUCGGAUUACAAAAAUCCGGGAGCUGCAGUAGAACCCCUUUGCCUACCCAAAAUUCCGCAAUGGGGUAAAUUUAAGGAUGGAAAAGAUGGUCAGAAAGCUAAAUUAUUGGGAGCAGAGUACCAGAUGCACACUGUAUCCAACUACUGGCGACAUUAUCAUGACCAUGAUGUCCCGUGUGCCGUGUGUUUGGUACGUCAGAGAUCUGUUGUGCAGAUGUUUCCAGGAAGAAGAACUUGUUACAAUGGAUGGAAGCUGGAGUAUAGUGGUUACCUUAUGGCUGGUAGACCGAUUCAUAAAGCUGCGUCAACAUAUACGUGUGUUGACAGGAAGCCGGACAUCGCUGAUGGAGGAAUAGCCAAUCAGAAUGGAUACCUUUUCUAUCAGGUUGAGGCUAUCUGUGGUUCUUUGAAGUGUCCGCCUUAUGUUCAGGGCAGAGAACUUGUCUGUGCCGUGUGUUCUAAGUAAACCGAACAAUGAUGUUUUAUUUGGCAGUUAUAAUUAAAACUGUUAAUAAACAAAUAUCACCUUC